Molecule: messenger RNA, 1024 nt
Organism: Symbiodinium necroappetens
Lineage: Eukaryota; Dinophyceae; Suessiales; Symbiodiniaceae
Source: the annotation of a GenBank genome assembly
GUUGCAACACUACGUCACUACGCGUCUUCCUGCUCUCCAGCGCGACCUCGGGGAGUCCGGUCCUGAACGGCAACCGCUGCCCCCCGGCGAGAGAGGGACACUGCCACCUGCUACGUGACGGCGAUCGGCGAGCCUACUUGUCCUGUACCCCCCGACCGCAAGCGCUACGCUGGGAGGUGACCAAUGCAAACUUCAUGGCAGGCAAAGACGGGGAUCCCUCCCACCCCCCCGGCGGAGAAGACGAGCUGACAGCCGCAACCAUCAUCCAGGCACUCCAAGGGGAACUUCAAGGGUGCUUUGCAAAGGCCCAGCGCCAACUUGAUGAAACAACCCUCAAAGUGCUCCAUGAAGCCCGAGCCACCCAACGGAUCGAGGAAGUGGAGCUCGACCUCAACGACCAGGUGCGUCAGGCCCGCAGCUGCAUCCAGGCGCUUACAAUGAAGCGGGACAACUGUGAGGUUCAAAUGCUCGCCCACCCAGAGAGUAGGGAGCCGCUUUGUCAACCCAUCGGGCUCACCGGGGACAUUGGCAUCCCCCACCACACCGACUACUACAACCACGCCGACAAGACAAGGGCACCUGUGCCAGACGGAGGAUUUGCCAGGUUGGUCCAAGGCACCAUGGAGGAGCCGGCUUUCCUCAAAAACAAGAAGGAAGAUCUAGUCACCGAGAAGCCCCAGGAGGUGCACAACAACAACGCCUACUACCAGGCCUCCUCGGAGCCAACACUUCUUACUCCGCCACGGGUGGCUCAACUCGUCCGACCGGACGCCGAUGAGACGCAGCCACGGGGACUACAUGCAGAGCAAGACAUUUUCGAGGAAGCAACAUCCCCAGCCGAUGAGCAAACGGGGACCGACAACCACCUCCUGGACGGCAACAUGGUCGAGCAGACGGGGACCUACUUUCCCCACCAGGAAGAGGAAUCGGACUGGAACCGCGACAGCCAGGACGAGGCUUCAGACAUGGACGAGGCAGAGCGGAGUGGAGAGAACGCCGCAAACUACGCCGGCGAAUUGGGCUG